GGGCGGAGGGAGAAGGGGGGCGAUGCCCCACGCCGAGCCCAGCCCGCCGCUGUGCUGAGCCGGCAGGGCUGGCCGGAGGCUGGAGAGCGGGACAUGGUGCUGGAGCCCCCCGUGACGCUCCCCGGGUGGCCAAGGGGCGGCUGGUGAGGAGCUGGAGCGCGGCGGCGGAGCGAGGCCACGGUGAGGGAGCCCCGAGGAUCCGGCUGGGGAGCCAUGGGGAGAUGCAACGGGCGAUGCACGCUGGUGGGAUUCUGCUGCCUGCAGCUGGUCGCUGCUCUGGAGAGGCAGAUCUUUGAUUUCCUGGGAUACCAGUGGGCCCCCAUCCUGGCCAACUUCCUGCACAUCAUGGCCGUGAUUUUGGGUAUUUUUGGGACCAUCCAGUACAGAUCCAGAUACCUCAUGAUGUAUGCGGUGUGGUUGGUGCUGUGGGUCGGCUGGAACGCCUUCAUCAUCUGCUUCUACCUGGAGGUCGGGCGCUUGUCACAGGACCGAGAUUUCAUCAUGACCUUCAACACGUCCCUGCACCGCUCGUGGUGGAUGGAGAACGGCCCUGGCUGCCUGGUGACGCCGGUGCUCAACUCCAAGCUGGCUCCCGAGGACCACCACGUCAUCACGGUCAGCGGCUGCCUGCUCGACUACCAGUACAUCGAGGUGGUGAGCAGCGCCACGCAGAUCUUCCUGGCGCUCUUCGGCUUCGUCUACGCCUGCUACGUCAGCAAAGUGUUCCUGGAGGAGGAGGACAGCUUUGAUUUCAUCGGCGGCUUUGACUCCUACGGGUACCAGGCACCCCAGAAGACGUCGCACCUGCAGCUACAGCCGCUCUACACCUCGGGAUAACCGGAGCCAGCGGCGCCAGGACCCCGCGGUGCCACCACCCCCUGAUGCCACCACCCCCGGCGCGACGGGGCCACCACGGCGAGCGCCUGUCCCCUGCUGCAGCCCGGGACAUCGCGACAGCUCCAGCCGCGGGGGCUGUGCCACCCCUGGGCUCCCCCUGCCCGCCGUGGGGACACGGGGACAGCGCGGAGGUGGCAGCGCUCACGGGACACCGCUGGAUGUGCUCUCCCAGCCUGGCUCUUCCUUGGAGCAGCGGAGCGGGUUCGGGACAGGGACAGGGACAGGGACAGGGACAGGGACAGGGACAGGGACAGGGACAGGGACAGGGACAGGCACCGCCCUGGGGACAGGCGGGCUCGGGACACUUUCCCGACACUCCGGCUCUGGCUCAGACUGGCUCCAAGCCCGGGAUCUGCGCUCCCGCAGGGAUUCUCCCGCCCCCGCGCCGGGAUGGAGCAGCAGAGCAGGGACUCGCUCUGGGGCGCUCCGAGGAGUCGGAUCCGUCCGUCAGCAUCGCCUCGACCCCGGCUUUGGGGACACGGGGACACACAGGACCCUGAAUCCCCCUGCACCCCCUCCCUCCCACGUUCUGGGGGCCUUGCUCCGAGCUGGGAUCGGUCCCCGAGGCUGCCGCAGCCCAGCCCCCUCCCAGCCCUUCCAACGAUCGGAUGAAUGUUUUGGGUUGCUUUGGGAUCUUUUUCUUUCCAAUCAUUUCUUUGGGUUUGUAUUUAAUUUAAAGUGCCUGAGUAGACUCUGGCUGAGCCGGGCCCCACCCCCCCAAGGCUGACACCGUGCCUUCAGCAUCGCUGGGACCCCCCAGGGCCCCCCAAACCUCGCUCAGGGCUGGGGAUCCCACCCUGGUCCACGUUCAUCCAUCGGCUCCAGCGGCACAGGGACACCGGCACGGGGGGAGGGUUUUGGGGGGUGUGAGGUGGGUUGGGCAGGGAUUGCUUUGCAGGAGGAAGAUCAGCUGGGAAGGAAAAGCCUUGGAAGGAAGUGGAAGGAAAAGAAAAGGAGUUUCCUGGAGUGUCCCAGCUCCCCAGAACCUCCUCGCUCUCCUUUCCGUGGGAUGCGGCUCCUCCAGAACCCCUGGAUCUGCUCUGAAGCCCACCCUGCUCCCCUGGGAGGGAGCUGGGGAAUGUGGGUGGAUUUCACCUCCCAACUGUUUCUCCUCCAGUGCCAGGGGAAUUUUUUACACCCUGGAAUGGUUUUUUGGCCCUUCCCAACAAGGAGCCCUGGAAGUGCCAGGGCCCGGGAGCUGGGAUGGGCUGAGCCCCCACAGCCCUUCGCCACCUCCAGCCAAGCUGUGAACUCUACAGGCAAUAAUUUUCCACCCUUUGCCCCUCUUUUUUCCAUGGAAAACCGUGGUUUGUUCUGGCAGCGAUCCCCCUCAUCCCCCAGAACAUAUCCCCAUCCCCAAGCCCUGGGGCCAGCAGCAUCUUUGGGGUUUAUUUUCCUCUCCAGGACCAAGGAUGCUGCACUGACCUGCUCUGGGAUGGGAUGGGAUGGACAGGCAGACACUGCCCUGCUCCCAACCCUUCCCAAACCCAGCAGGAAGCAGCAGGAAGAGCUCACUGCAUUAAAGCUCUUGGGAAGAGCCUCCCUCCCUCCCCCGGGCUCCACAGGAGCCGGGCACGGCUCUCCAGGACCUUGGGUGUUUCUGUUCCGUUGGCUUGGUUUUCUAUGAGCCCGUCUUUGUAACGUGAAUCGAGGAUUUCUUUUCUAUUCUGUAAUUAUAAAAGUCAAAGGAAAGUUUCA
Molecule: messenger RNA, 2595 nt
Organism: Serinus canaria (Common canary)
Lineage: Eukaryota; Metazoa; Chordata; Aves; Passeriformes; Fringillidae
Gene: NKAIN1
Product: sodium/potassium transporting ATPase interacting 1
Exons: 7
Coding region: 214-837 (207 amino acids)
Biological process (GO): regulation of sodium ion transport
Source: RefSeq, a predicted model, not a curated record